Molecule: messenger RNA, 954 nt
Organism: Saccharomyces eubayanus
Lineage: Eukaryota; Fungi; Ascomycota; Saccharomycetes; Saccharomycetales; Saccharomycetaceae
Gene: NTR2
Product: Ntr2p
Exons: 1
Coding region: 1-954 (317 amino acids)
Biological process (GO): spliceosomal complex disassembly
Cellular component (GO): U2-type post-mRNA release spliceosomal complex
Source: RefSeq, a predicted model, not a curated record
AUGGCGAUCAAGAAGAGAAAUAAAAUCAGAUUACCAAGCGAUCCUCCUGAAGAGAUUGAAGGCGAUACUUCCGUGCAUAGGCCCAUCCAGCAAAUAAAGCCUGGAUUACUGAAUACUUUGGAAGAUGAUGACGGUGAGAUUUGUGAAUUACAGCCGAUAAGGUUUAAAAAAGUGCCUAAACGAGUCAUUACAUUUGGUGAUGAACAGGAAGAUGAUUCGCACUACAAUGAGCUUUAUAACUCGAAGAAAGAUAACAACGCAUGGAAGAAGGACAACGAUGACGUGGUGAUUUUAAAUAUGGAAGAUAUGAUGGAAGGACAACAUCAACUGUUAAGUGAUCCUCUCGAGAAUGGGGAUAGUUUAGGAGACAAGCACUCAAUAAUACCAACUCGCGAAGAAAUUAAAUUAAAGGAACAGAAAUCUAUAUCGAGAAAGAAUCUUAGUAAAAGCAAUGUUGUAAAAGAAAAGGAUUAUGUCAAAUUAUUGGACAGUGAGGAUAAACGCGAACUCAUGGAGACAAUAAAAUCUAACGGGGGCUUAAAACGUUCAAAUGAAAAAGAGCUUGAAAAUUUUAGUGACGAUGAAUUGCAAGGCUUUCAGGAUGAAAGACUGGCCCUCACAGAAAACCAAAUUGCAAUUCAAAAAGAUGCCAAAAAGAAGGUUAUUGAAGAGGCUUUAGGUGUCACGGCAUAUAGAGUAAAUGAAGAAUGGGAAGCGCAGCUUCUAAGCAAGGGGAAUGUACUCAAACCUAAUGAAGCGGUUAUUACACCGUUACCAAUACUUUUUCCUGAAGAUGGUGAAAACGGAAACAACAUGGAGGAAAUAACCGAUAUGGUCUUAAAUAUCCGCUUACAAAGGAAGAAGGUUGAAUUAAGAUUACAAGCUUUACAAAAGGCAAAAAUGGACUUGGAAAAUUCAAAAGCCAACCUAAUAAGUAAGCUCAUAGACAAAUGA